Molecule: messenger RNA, 1697 nt
Organism: Zonotrichia leucophrys gambelii
Lineage: Eukaryota; Metazoa; Chordata; Aves; Passeriformes; Passerellidae
Product: neuropeptide Y receptor type 2-like
Exons: 2
Coding region: 341-1525 (394 amino acids)
Biological process (GO): G protein-coupled receptor signaling pathway
Cellular component (GO): plasma membrane; neuron projection
Molecular function (GO): neuropeptide Y receptor activity; neuropeptide binding
Source: RefSeq, a predicted model, not a curated record
CUUUCUCUCAUUCAGGAGCCAAGGCAGCAUCCAGCUUCGUGAGACAGGGCUGUCAGUCACCCUGCCACAGGGGCUCAGCCUGCUCAGGGAGGGAUGCCAGAGCUUCUCCUGGCCAUGAAACACUCUCCAGCAGCCCAGAUCCUCACCUGACUUCCUCUCUUCUCCGAGGACACUUGCACAAAAGUGCUUUUCACUCCUUUGCCACAGGUUGACUUCCAGAGAGCGGAGAGGACCAAGCGCUCCGUCCUGGCCAGCGAUGAGGCAGUGACUGCAGUCAGCAGCUCGGCUCCUGGAGGAGGAGGAGGAAGCUCUGGCCUUUGCAGACCCCCUUCUCCUCCUUAUGGAAAGUCUCAGGCCAGGCAUGGGCCCAUUGGAGGAAGCCAACAGCUCAUUCACCAUGGAGAAGACAGCAUUAGAUGAGAAGCUGUCACAGGGCUGGCCUGCCAAGGACUUUGUCACUCCCACCCAGGCUCUCUCUGGGUCCCGCAGUGUCAUGAUGGACAGCACCAAGAUCCUGGGGGUCCAGGUCAUCCUGAUUGCUGCCUACUCCCUCAUCAUUCUGCUGGGCUUCAUAGGCAACUCCCUGGUCAUCUACAUCAUAGUGAAGUACAAGACCAUGAGGACUGUCACCAACUUCUUCAUAGCUAACCUGGCCCUGGCAGACCUGAUGGUGGACACACUCUGUUUGCCCUUCACCCUGGUGUACACCCUGCUGGACGAGUGGAAGUUUGGAGCUGUCCUUUGUCACCUGGUUCCUUAUGCUCAAGCUCUGAGUGUCCACGUGUCCACUCUCACCCUGACUGUCAUUGCCCUGGACAGGUACCGCUGCAUUGUUUUCCACCUGGACAGCAGGAUUUCCAAGAGGCUCAGCUUCACCAUCAUAGCUGUCAUGUGGCUGGCAGCAGCUGUCCUAGCAGGGCCCCUGGCCAUCUUCAGGGAGUACCGGUACGAGGAAAUCCCGUCCAUUAACCUCAAAAUGGCUGUGUGCUCAGAAAAAUGGCCCUCUGCUAACAACAGAGAUGCCACCAUCUACAGUCUGUCCAUGCUCCUCCUGCAGUAUGUUCUUCCUCUUGCCAUUAUUUGUUAUGCCUACACCAGGAUCUGGUUCAAGCUGAAAAACCAUGUCAGUCCCACUUCUAGGAAUGAAAACCAGUGCCGGAGGAGGAAGACGACCAAAAUGCUCGUGAUGGUGGUUGUGGUGUUUGCAGUCUGCUGGCUCCCCUUCCACAUAUUCCAGCUUGCCAUUGAUCUUGAUCUGGUUCUUAUCUUCCACGAGUACAAACUCCUGUACACUGUCUUCCACGUUGGGGCCAUGUGCUCUACGUUUGUCAACCCCCUGCUCUAUGGAUGGAUGAACAAGAACUACAGGAAUGGAUUCCUUAUGUUCUUCCGUUGCCAGAACAAGCCCGAGAGCAUCCACACUGAAGGCUCAGUUAGGGGGAGGUCUUACAUCUUCAGGGCCAACACCCUAAAUGGGAGCAUCAAACAGACUGCUGGCAAUGGAGCACUGCCCACAGAGGUUUAGGGAUGGGACAUCACCUCCAGGAUUGAGGCUGGCUGGGCCCAGAGACAUUCUUGGGUGAAAGCCUUUUUUUUGACAGAACAUUGUGCUGCCAAUUAUAGCCACAGCAGCCAUGUAGAAAUACGAAAUACCCCCUGUAUCUCUCAAAACAAUAAAUCUGGUGUAUUUUUGUCUG